Molecule: messenger RNA, 927 nt
Organism: Aspergillus piperis CBS 112811
Lineage: Eukaryota; Fungi; Ascomycota; Eurotiomycetes; Eurotiales; Aspergillaceae
Product: alpha/beta hydrolase
Exons: 3
Coding region: 1-927 (308 amino acids)
Molecular function (GO): hydrolase activity
Source: RefSeq, a predicted model, not a curated record
AUGGCCGUGCGGACAUUCUUCGAAACUGUCACAAUAGACCAGUUCCGGUAUGCUUAUUCCCCUGGUACCUCCGCUCGGCUUCUCGAAGCAUGGGCACGUCGCACACACACGACCUUAAACACCGUCAAGCUGCCUGACGGGACCACCGCGUUCUGGCUAGGCAAUCCAGACGCCGAGCGACUGCUCCUCCAUUUGCCAGGCGGCGCAUACUGCUUCCCUGCCUCGCCCUCCCACAUCGACUAUUCAACCUCUAUCCUCAAGCAUCUGGGACAAGCGGGGAUAGAUGCCGGCAUGCUCUUCCUCCCUUAUGAGCUCACCCCAACCGCGCAAUAUCCUCAUCAGAUGAAGCAGGCCGUCGCGCUCCUCCAAUAUGUCAUCGAGGAUCUGGGAAAGCGGCCGUCCGACAUUGUGCUGCUGGGUGAUUCUGCGGGCGCACAUCUCAUCUUGUCUGUCCUAUCUCAUCUUGCGCAUCCCCAUCCUCACAUUCCUCUUCUACUCUUGCGUGAGGAACUUGCCGGGGCAUUGUUGCUUUCACCGUGGAUGGGCGAGUCUCGGACCGACUAUGACAGUUGCCGGAGAAACGCGUCGCGGGAUCUUGUCUCACCAGGGCUAUUGACUUACUGGGCAGAUAUGUUUCUUGGAGAUGCUGAAUUCGAUAGCUAUAACCGGCCUGCGGGUGCGCCUGAAGGCUGGUGGCGGGAUUUGCCUGUGGAGGAGAUUUUCAUCGGGGUGGGAGGAUAUGAAGUGUUGUAUGAUUCGAUUAUAAAGACUGCUAGGAAGAUCAAGGCAGAACAUACGAGAGUCACCAUUAGUAUUGCCCAUCGUGAAUUCCAUUGCGAGGCCCUUUCACCAUUCAACCCAGGAGUGGCUUCGCCGGAUCAGUAUAGAGCGUUGCUGGCAUGGUUGAAGGGUACCUUGUGCAAGUGA